Molecule: messenger RNA, 889 nt
Organism: Spinacia oleracea (spinach)
Lineage: Eukaryota; Viridiplantae; Streptophyta; Magnoliopsida; Caryophyllales; Amaranthaceae
Product: pathogenesis-related protein 1B-like
Exons: 1
Coding region: 96-581 (161 amino acids)
Source: RefSeq, a predicted model, not a curated record
ACACUCCUAUAAAUAAUCAGCCGAUUCCCCUCAAAUAUAUUCCCCAAUUAACCAUUGCAUCAUAUCUCACAAAUAAACACAAACACAAAAUCAAAAUGAAGUCAUUAUUUCUUCAUCUAUUAUGCACCAUUUUAGCCACCAUUCUUCUCACAUCUAAUGCUCAAACAAACAACCAAAAACAAGUAUUCCUCGACUUACAUAACGCGGCACGUGCGCAAGUUGGGGUGCCUCCCCUUACAUGGAACAACGCCCUAGAAGCAUUCGCAAUAUUCUUCACCGACAAAGUCAAGCAAACAUGUAAUUUUAUAGAGAAGUCAAAGGGCAUUUACGGCGAGAACACGGCCAUCGGAAACGCCGCUUUUACGGCGGCUGACGCCGUCAACCAGUGGGUGGCGGAGAAGAAGAAUUAUGAUCAUCGUUCGAAUACUUGCGCAAAGGGUAAAGAAUGUAAGCAUUAUAAACAGGUGGUUUGGAGGGAUACUUCACAAAUUGGGUGUGCUAGUAUUGUUUGUAAGGAUAGUUCUUUUAUUGUUUGUGAAUAUUAUCAUGUUGGUAAUAUUCCUGGUGUAUCGCCUUAUUAAAAACAGACCAGGUCAAUAUUCCUGAUGUAUCGCCUUAUUAAAAAUCAGACCAGGUCAAUAUUCUUGGUGUAUCGCCUUAUUAAAAAUCAGACUAGGUUAAAUCAGACACGAACUUUUGCGCAAGAAUACAGUUUUGGGGUUGACCUACACUUGUUUCAUGUCGGGUUACUCAUGAUCAACUCUAAUUCAUUGUAAUUUUUUUAGUUUGGGAUUUUGAUUAGUUUUAGAUUGUGUUAUAUUGUAGUUUACUGUUCACCUCCUUAUUAUGGCAUAAGUUUCCAAUUAAAUAAAUUAUUAAUUAUUCUUUU